UCCGUCAAGUCGGCGGAAGUCAAACUCGCUUGCCUGAAAGAAGCUAUGAUUCCGAACGCGGCAAAGAAAUUGGGAGCCCAAGACCCGUUGUUGCAGUGUGCUUUCAAGCCCAAAGAAAUUUGGGAUAAUGAACAUGUGGCAGAAGGGUGAGGUCAAAGGCCAGAAACUGAAGCCGGCAGCGAAGAGCAUCCUGAAAUCGGAUCAGGAUUUGGAAUCGAGCGAGUCGGAGGGCGGAAAGAAAAGCCAGCGUGGGAAGAGGCUUCAAAGGGCAGCUGCGAAGGAGCAAGAGAUGACGCUUUUGCACCCUCGGGUGCAAAUGCAGAGUAGCAAAGUCCUCAUGGUCGCCGACGACAUGCCCGAACAACAUUGGAUGGCCAUGGGUAGUAUGGCUCCAGAGCACGCCGUUCCUAUCCUCCUUGAGGUCAUUGCGAAGCAGAUCUCGCUCAAGGAGAUGGAGAAGAAGUUCCAGCUUGUCAAGCAAGUCGCGUACGUCUGCAAGGCCUUCGCAGUGGGAGUGGGUUGUGCUGACUUCAAGGAGGCCGAGAAACAGUAUCCGCUCCACACGAAGAAAGACAUGUUGGAAAAGUUCGUCGAUGGCGUCAGGAGGGGUCAGAAGAGUAUCCCCGCACUCGAUGGCCAUGUUAAAAGGGCUUUGGACUGGAAGAGUAAGGAGAGGAGACUGCAAGCAAAGGAGGCUCUUCACGCGUUCCGUUCCGCACCUCUCACGGAGCCCUUCGUCGACUGGACGGAGGUGAAACAUGAGAACGACGCAACGGAGGUAAAGAUUAUCAACGGCGACAUGCGCCUGCUGUCUAAGCUGCAGACGGAGAAGCUGUCGAUAUCUCUGGCGAUUUUCGACUUCCCCUACGGCUUCGCGCACGAGGGACAUGCGCCUGAUCGUGAGCCGUUUCCCGAGUCGGACGUUCUGGAGGUUCUUCAAAAUCUGAAGGACGUGUCUAGUGCCCCAUUGUGGACAGUUGCGGGAUUCUGUUCAGUGGACACGCUUCCUUCCAUUCGCUCCGCGUUCAGAGAAGUUUGCAAUGCAGGGCAGGAGCUUUCGACGUGGUGCAAGCCCAAUGUGACGAAUCCCGGUGGGCCCCGGCUUGUGAGUGCGACGGAAUUCUGCGUGUUGGGCUACUACAGCCAGACAGGGCAGCGCGAGAUGGCGCAUUACAACUUUGACCCUACAGAUCCGCGUCACAAUUUCCAGCUCUUUAAUGCUGUGACGCAGAAGUACCAGCACCCCGGCGGCGGUGUCCUCUGCCCGUAUCAGAAGCCGUACAAUUUGUACUCCUGGCUGGUCAACAAAUUUUCUCCUACGGGGCCCUGCAUUCUGGACGGUUUCUCUGGUUCCAGGACUGGCGCCAUUGCGUGUGUGAAGGCGAAUUCAAAUUGUCUGGUGUUGGAGAUAAACACGAAAUGCGCCAAGAGAAUCGCGACGAGGCUUUUGACAGACAUCGACGACACACUCGCGCGUGAAACGCCAAAGAGGAUCCUCAAGCAGAAGGCAUCACAAAACAGCUCACUUGCGAAGUCUGCCGAAAAUGAGCUUGGCGUCGACGGAGACACGGACACUGCUGCUGGAGUGAUGCAGACCGUCGGGGAGGCCGCACUGGCUGUUGACGGGCCAUCUACUGAGCCUGUUGAACAUGCUUCAGGGCCAUCUGCUGAGCCUGUUGAACAUGUUUCCGGGCCAUCUGCUGAGCCUGUUGAGUAGCCACCUCUUUCUCGUGAGCCUGCUUCCGUGCCUGUUCCUGGCGUUGUUCUCGACGCUGGACCCGAGGCUGAGACGCAACAUACGGUCGGGGCUGUCCCGGCUUCUACAAAUG
Messenger RNA from Chara braunii, 1829 nucleotides. The record is from the annotation of a GenBank genome assembly. NCBI's taxonomy places the organism in Eukaryota, Viridiplantae, Streptophyta, Charophyceae, Charales, Characeae.